AUGUCGCAAGCCUACGAGCGCGAACAACAAAACAAUUCCCGCCUCGAUGAACUAGCCUCCAAAGUAUCUGCGCUGCGGGGCGUAACGAUAGACAUCUACGAUAAUGCGCGCGAUCAACAUGUCAUCGACAGCACAAGCGACACCUUCUCCUCCUUCGGCACAUCACUCAAAGGCUCCGCCACACGCCUCACACGCAUGGCUUCAUCGGGGAACAAAGAUGGUCGCGGUGCGACGUCGCGGGAGAAGGCUGGAGAGAGGGCAUGA
Messenger RNA from Alternaria incomplexa, 264 nucleotides. RefSeq lists its product as uncharacterized. The record is from RefSeq and is a predicted model, not a curated record. Bases 1 to 264 code for a protein of 87 amino acids. The transcript is spliced from 3 exons. Gene Ontology annotation, biological process: intra-Golgi vesicle-mediated transport. NCBI's taxonomy places the organism in Eukaryota, Fungi, Ascomycota, Dothideomycetes, Pleosporales, Pleosporaceae.